Messenger RNA from Cylas formicarius (sweet potato weevil), 729 nucleotides. It is a transcript of the gene RpL15, whose product is annotated as large ribosomal subunit protein eL15. The record is from RefSeq and is a predicted model, not a curated record. Gene Ontology annotation, molecular function: RNA binding; structural constituent of ribosome. The transcript is spliced from 4 exons. The coding region runs from base 66 to 680 and encodes 204 amino acids. NCBI's taxonomy places the organism in Eukaryota, Metazoa, Arthropoda, Insecta, Coleoptera, Brentidae. Gene Ontology annotation, biological process: cytoplasmic translation. Gene Ontology annotation, cellular component: cytosolic large ribosomal subunit; ribosome.
UUUCAAAAGAAGAAGAGAAAUUGACGUUUCUCUUUCGUUUAUAUGUCAAUUUGUGGGUUUCCAAAAUGGGAGCUUACAAAUACAUCCAAGAACUGUACAGGAAGAAACAGAGCGACGUUCUCCGAUUUCUGUUGAGAGUUAGGGUAUGGCAAUAUCGUCAGCUAACAAAGCUUCACCGAGCUCCGAGGCCCAGUCGGCCAGACAAGGCCCGUAGGCUGGGAUACAGAGCGAAGCAAGGAUUUGUUAUUUUCCGCAUUCGCGUACGUCGUGGCGGUCGCAAGCGUCCCGUACCUAAAGGCGCCACUUAUGGCAAACCCAAAAGCCAUGGUGUUAACGAGUUGAAACCUGUGCGUAACUUGCAGGCGAUUGCUGAGGAACGUGUCGGCAGAAGAUGUGGUGGCCUAAGGGUUUUAAAUUCCUAUUGGGUUGCCCAGGACUCUUCAUAUAAAUAUUAUGAAGUGAUUUUGGUUGAUCCCUCUCAUAAUGCAAUAAGACGUGACCCCAAAGUUAACUGGAUAGUGAAUGCCGUCCACAAGCAUCGCGAGCUCCGUGGCAAAACAUCAGCAGGUCGGUCGUCCCGGGGUUUGGGCAAAGGUCACAGGUAUUCUCAGACCAAGGGCGGUUCACGCAAAGCAGCCUGGCUCAGAAGGAAUUCCCUGCAGCUGCGUAGGAAGCGUUAACUUAUGUUUUAUAUUGUUCGACUAUAAGGAAAUAAAAGCCACAAAUCUG